This is a messenger RNA of Oppia nitens, 348 nucleotides long. Its product is annotated as armadillo repeat-containing protein 7-like. The record is from RefSeq and is a predicted model, not a curated record. Lineage: Eukaryota; Metazoa; Arthropoda; Arachnida; Sarcoptiformes; Oppiidae. Bases 1 to 348 code for a protein of 115 amino acids. The transcript is spliced from 3 exons.
AUGUCUUUUGAGAGAAAGCAAAGAAAACUAAACGAAAGAAGUGGUUUCAAUGCAUCGGAAAGAUAUGAUUACUUAGAGAAACUGAUUCAUGAGUACAAUGUUAGCAAUUCAAAGGAAGCCAAGAGACAGGUGUUGGCAAAUUUGGCCAGUUUUGCAUACAAUCCCAUCAACUUUAAAGCAAUCAAUAAUCUUAAUAUAACUACAGUUUUAUUGGAUUCAAUCAAUGAAAAAGAUAUAAAACUAAGAGAGUUUGCUAUCAGUGGUCUGUGUAAUCUUAGUGCAGAGACGGGUAGUCCAUCCCAUUUGGCGAUCGCUAAACAGGUCCGCUCUCGAGAUCCUUGCAAUUGA